AUGAUUGAAGAAGAGAGGGUAGUCAAGACACCAGUGGCAAAGCAGCCACAACCCGUGGUUGCAAAGCCACCACCUCUAUUCCCUCAAAGUCUGUCAAGACAGAAAGAAGAGGCUACUUACAAGAAGUUUCUUGAUUUGCUUAAGCAGAUUCAAAACAGGUUACCAACUAAAUUGAAAGAUCCCAGAAGUUUCACGAUUGAGAUUUCUAUUGGGAAGCAGGUUGUUGCUCGAGCACUAUGUGAUCUUGGUGCAAGUAUAAAUUUGAUGCCUUCAUCUAUCUUCAGGAAGCUAGGUUUGGGAGUACCAAGACCAACCACUAUAAUUCUUCAGCUGGCUGACAGAUCGUUAGCAAGACCCGAAGGCAUUAUUGAAGAUGUAUUAGUGCAAGUGGGGUCGUUGAUAAUUCCUACAGACUUCGUGAUUUUGGACUUCGAGCCAGACCAGGACAUCCCGUUUAUUUUGGGGCGUCCAUUCUUGACCACAGGGAGAGCACUUAUUGAUGUAGCUGUUGGGCAGCUCACCAUGAGAGUGCAUGAUAAAGUUGAAGUCUUCAAUGUAUACCAAGCUCUGAAAAUGCAUGCAAUCUAUGAGGAGUUGUCCGCCAUUACUGUUCUAAAUGAUGAUACACGAAGGCCACUCAUCACUUCUCAUGAUCCAUUAUAA
Molecule: messenger RNA, 663 nt
Organism: Lycium barbarum (goji berry)
Lineage: Eukaryota; Viridiplantae; Streptophyta; Magnoliopsida; Solanales; Solanaceae
Exons: 2
Coding region: 1-663 (220 amino acids)
Source: RefSeq, a predicted model, not a curated record